UUUUUUUAUAUAAAAAAAUAUAUUUAACUUAUGUGACUGGUUGCAUUUAUUCAUAUUUUGUCUCCACAUAAUUCUCUCUCCUCUCAUUUUCUCUACAAAUCCAUCAAAAUUCUUGACUCCUCACUGUAACAGAAUAGCUAUGGCUUUCAGAAUGGGAGUCGGAGGGGGAAAUGCAUCUUCUGGCAUGGGUGUUGCUGAGCAUAGUGUAAGUACAUUCAAGGAAUUGCAGAGGAAGAAAGUACACCGCUACGUGAUUUUUAAAAUUGAUGAGAAAACGAAAGAGGUUGUGGUCGAAAAAACUGGCAGCCCUGCUGAGAGCUAUGAUGAUUUCACUGCAUCUUUGCCUGAAAACGAUUGCAGAUAUGCUGUCUUUGACUUUGAUUUCGUGACCUCUGAGAACUGCCAAAAGAGCAAAAUCUUUUUUAUUGCAUGGUCUCCUUCCGUGGCUCGCAUUCGCCCUAAGAUGCUUUAUGCAACAUCAAAGGACAGGUUCAGAAGGGAGCUGCAGGGAAUCCAUUACGAGAUUCAAGCAACAGACCCAACAGAGAUGGAACUCGAAGUCCUCCAAGAGCGUGCGAACUAAGCACCUAAGCAAACGGAAACGGUUCUUGUGUCUAAGUAAUUUAGUUAGAAUAUCGUAGGCCCCAAGAAAUGUUCUUGACUAUUAGUAUGGUCUUGUCUGUUCUGACAUAUUUGAUUAUAUAAAUAGCUUAGUUUAAGUAAAUAACAUACACCUGUGAAGGCUGAUAUGGGUUCCUGCCUAAGAAAUCCCUCUGCCAUGAUGCUUCUCAGGUGGAGUCAAUUAAUAUGCUUAUUUACGGAUGUUGAAAUUUAAGGUAUGUUAACGAAGGAAUUUGGUGUCUAAUUUGUUUCCUGUUGUUAGUUUGGGUGUGAAAAGUUAAGUAGUUUCGGAUUUUUCUUUUAGCUAAGGUGAAAUAGUGUUCAAAUUCUAGAAAAGAUGGUAAAUAGAGUCCCACAUCGUUAGUAUCAAGUAUUAUAUUAAUGUUUAUAAUACCCGAGAUUGCAUCAAAUAUCACAUGGAUUGACACGAUGUGGAUGGGUCCAUGCUUUGAUGCUGGGCUCAGGAAAGUCCCCGGGCCCAAUCUGCAGAAAUGCAGGCCUGGAAACGGGUAAUCUUUGAGCUGGACUGGUUUCACGCUUUCGGGUGUGAGGGCUGAGACACGUGUGGAGCCUUUGCCAGUCAUGCCAAGGAAUUUGGCCGAUUGAUACAGUCAUUCACAUACAUGGUCCUAGUGACUAACAGAACGGGGCUUACGUCGAGAUCCAAAAUAUUUU
Molecule: messenger RNA, 1296 nt
Organism: Lathyrus oleraceus (garden pea)
Lineage: Eukaryota; Viridiplantae; Streptophyta; Magnoliopsida; Fabales; Fabaceae
Product: actin-depolymerizing factor
Exons: 3
Coding region: 140-583 (147 amino acids)
Biological process (GO): actin filament depolymerization
Cellular component (GO): actin cytoskeleton
Molecular function (GO): actin binding
Source: RefSeq, a predicted model, not a curated record